Molecule: messenger RNA, 948 nt
Organism: Poecilia latipinna (sailfin molly)
Lineage: Eukaryota; Metazoa; Chordata; Actinopteri; Cyprinodontiformes; Poeciliidae
Gene: efna2b
Product: ephrin-A2b
Exons: 3
Biological process (GO): osteoclast differentiation; ephrin receptor signaling pathway; axon guidance
Cellular component (GO): plasma membrane
Molecular function (GO): ephrin receptor binding
Source: RefSeq, a predicted model, not a curated record
GAAGGUCAAACGUCUGUUUUUCCGCUCAGGUUCUUCCGGGGCGACUACACGGUGGAGGUGGCGAUCAACGACUACCUGGACAUCUACUGCCCGCACUACGAGGCGCCGGAGCCGGCGGAGCGCAUGGAGCACUACAUCCUGUACAUGGUGAACUACGACGGCUACAUGAGCUGCAGCCACUACCGCAACGGCUUCAAGCGCUGGGAGUGCAACCGGCCGCAGAGCCCCAACGGGCCGCUCAAGUUCUCCGAGAAGUUCCAGCUCUUCACGCCCUUCAGCCUGGGCUUCGAGUUCAGGCCGGGACACGAGUACUACUACAUCUCGUCUCCACAUCCCAACCUGGCUGGGAAGCCGUGCCUGAAGCUGAAGAUCUACGUCAAACCGAGCAACGACUCCAUCUAUGAAUCUCCAGAGCCCUUCCUGACGGACGACACCACCGGCGGCGGCAGCCUGGCUCUGCCGUCCGCCAUGUUGCUCUCCCUCCUCCUCAUCCUGCUCCUCGCCUCCUCGUAGCACCUCCUGCUCUCCCUCCUGCUGCUGCCGGGACAGAUUUGGGAAGCGAGUGCAGCUCCUGCUCCCUGACCUCCGACCUUUUCCUGGACGUGGAUGAGGAGUCGGAGACCGGCAGUGGGAGGAGCUGCGUCUGGAGUUUCUGACAACUUUUCUGUUAAAAAAGUAAAAACUCUGUUUCAGAUCUGAACGCUGAGGCUCCACUGACCUCCAUGUUCACAGCUGGCUGGAUUUUAUGCAUUUCAGAAAACUCUUUAAAAAAUCCAUUCAUUUUUUAAAAUCUCAUUUUGUUCAUUUUCAUGUUGAUGCCAAAGUUUUGUACGUCUGUUCUAUAAGCCCUGCUAAGGCCAUACAAGUCGUUAAUCACCUAAAACAAAAUGCAUUUUGAAACGUCGAUGUGUUUGACUCUUUUCCAUUAAAACUAACUAAAUCUUGCAA